AACAGAAAGAAAACCACAUUAGAACACACAGUUCAAACUAAAGUUAUAUAUAUUUUGAAAUAUUUUAAACUAUUAAACCACUAUGCCUGCUCACUUGGACCUAACCCUGGAGGAGAUGACCAGGAUUGCCCUGGGUGUUCCCGAACUGACCCAUGUAAACGUGGCUGUCCUGCAUAGCCUUUUGAAUGUCCUGCUCAAGAAGCUCAACUGCCAGAAUGAUGUGGUCAGGAUCAGUGGCUUUGAGGGCAAGUGCAUGGAGCGAAUCCUCGAGCAGUCCAAGAUCUCACCUCUACCCUUCGAUGUGGAGGCAGUGGUGCCCAUUUCCGAGCAACUGGACAAGGUUAAGGAGUUGGAGCAACGCAUCAAGCAGUUGGAAUGUAAGCUAGAGUGCCACUUUCAGCAGAUUCGCGUUUGCAACAAGGACAAGGACAAGAAAUACAAAAUCCACCAGGCCGAGCAAUAUGCCUCUCCUUGCGAGGAUCUCUGCACCGUUUGCGACGAGGACAACAAGAUUGCCUGCAGUCUUCUCGCCAACAUGGACUUUAUGAAGAAACUUAUGCGCCGCAUAGCCACUCCAAUCCUCAACCAAAUGGAGGAGGUCAGCAGGAAGCUCGAAAGAUUCUACAUCACUCUACAGAAUUUCCUCAAGCAAACCGAAGAUCUCUUCAAGCGCUUGGAAAUAGUCAAACAGUGUGUGGUGGAGAUCGAAAACCUAAGGUCCCUUGUCCAGGAAUACAAUCUAACUUUUCUGGGCACCAUGGAGGAACUUCAGGAUAUGCUGGAUAGUAAGUUGGAUAAAGUUCAUAUGCCGGCUUUGAAGAAAUACAUACGGGAUCGUUUUGAUGAUAUUGAUCGCCGUUUGAGAUUGAUUGAGGAGAAGGAUGCUUGUCCCAGGGCUGCUGGCUUUAUCAAUAAUGGAUUGUGCUGCCUAUCCUGUAAUAAUCCCAAUGUAGGAGUUGAUGUUGGUCCCCAGACCAUGGGCGUUUUCCCCGAUGCCCCGAUCAGGAAUAUGCCCCUUUUGCCCACCAGUUCACCGGUCAAUUGCCAAAAGACCGUGGUCUGCCGAUCCGUGGAGAAGGAACCCACUUUGAUGGUGCGGGUUAACAAUCUAGAUCUGAAUGUCCUCUCCCAUCGACUUAAUCGUCCUGCCAAGGGCAAAGUCUGCAAAUUGCCCGAAGCCAAUGACGCCAUCUAUGGCGUUCGCAAUUCCUGUGUUUCCGGUUUCGACUAAUCAGUAAUACCCACUGCUAGUCCCGAUCCAAAUCGAUUCGUUUAAGCAAUAAAGCAUAUAUAUAUGU
Molecule: messenger RNA, 1298 nt
Organism: Drosophila suzukii
Lineage: Eukaryota; Metazoa; Arthropoda; Insecta; Diptera; Drosophilidae
Source: RefSeq, a predicted model, not a curated record